Messenger RNA from Pogona vitticeps (central bearded dragon), 696 nucleotides. Lineage: Eukaryota; Metazoa; Chordata; Lepidosauria; Squamata; Agamidae. The record is from RefSeq and is a predicted model, not a curated record.
CAGAGCUUCCAUAGCCUCAUCUUUCCUCCGCAGCAGUCUUUCCUCCGCAGAAAGGGAGGAGUUCCAGCACUCCGAUGGCGACAUUGUUGGUACAGAAUAAAAUGGCAGCCCAACACACAUCUGGCCCCAGGGAAGGAAGAGACCCUGAUGUUCUCAAGGCAGGAGGUCUUGGGACCUUCUGGGAAGGAACAGCACAGAAGGUACAAGGUGAGGAGAUGCUCAGCUCAGAUAUGCAGUGCCAGAAAUUCAGGAAAUUUUCCUAUGAGGAGGCUGAUAGUCCUCGAGAGAUUUGCACUCGGCUCCACCAUCUUUGUCGUCAGUGGCUCAAGCCAGAGCAACACACAAAGGCUCAAAUCCUGGACCUGGUCAUCUUGGAGCAGUUCCUGACCAUCCUCCCCCUGGAGAUGUCAAGCUGGGUGAGAGAAUGUGGAGCCGAGACCACUUCCCAGGCGGUGUCGCUGGCAGAAGGUUUCCUGGGUCUGAGUCAGGCCGAAGAGAGAAAGCAGGAAGAGCUAGAGUUGGGAAAUCUCUCUGUAGAAAAUCAGCCCGAUUUCCGCAGAGCAGAGGAACCUCAGCAAGACAGUAAACAGGAUCCUCAACAGGAAGAGAUCAAUCAAGGGAAUGAAGGAGGUGUCAGUUUUAUAGGUGAGGCUUUGUGCUAGAAAGUUGUGUGUUUUUUAAUGUGGGAAAGGAAAG